AUGGCACCAAAACGCAAGCAAAUUGAGGGAGAGUUGGUGAUGAAAAGAAAGAGACAGACACAGAAGAGAAGGUGUAGGGAAGAUGAGAAAGACAGGAUCAGUGAGUUGCCUGAUUGUGUUUUGCUCUACAUAAUGAGUUUUAUGAGCACAAGAAAUGCUAUUCAAACUUGUGUUUUGUCUAAACGAUGGAAGAAUCUUUGCAAAUGUCUCACUAGUCUCACAUUUUGUGCUCGAUACAGUGGAGACAUUUGCUUUAGGAAAUUUGUGUCUUGGGUUUUGUCUAGUCGAGAUCAUUCUCAUUCUCUGCUUAAUCUUGCUGUUAUGAGUCCAAAAGAGCCUGAAAUCCUAGACUUGAUCAUGAAAUAUGCUAUGGUUCAUGAUAUCAAGCAUUUGACAAUGCGUAUAGAUUUAACUUGUAAACCUGCUUUUGAUUCCCUCCCUUUCAUCUUUUGUUGUAGGUCAUUGACAUCCCUCAAGAUUUGUAAUGUUUAUGACCCAAAUGUGAUAGUUAUUCCAAAUUCUUUGCACUUGCCUCACUUAAAAAAUCUGCAUCUUGAACGUGUUAAGUUUACUGCAACUGAUGAUACUGAGUGUGUUGAGCCUUUUUCAAACUGUCGUGUGUUAGAAAGUUUGUACCUUCGAAAUUGCUCCAUGCAAAUUGAUUCACAAAUUCUCUGCAUAUCUAAUGCUACCCUUUUCAGUAUCAAAAUGUACAGUUACAACAUAUUUGGUGAAAGAAAAGCUUACAAAAUUGCACUUUCUACUCCCAAUCUUCGUUCUUUCACUAUCAAGGGUGUUAAUAGUCACCAACUCUCUUCUGCGUGCAAUCUACCUCUUCUUGGAGCUGUGAGUAUUGGCUUGUUUAUGGUGAAAAGUUCAGUCAUCAUAAAAUUGAUGCAAGGACUUGCCAAUGCAAGGAUAUUAACAUUGGGUUCAUUUACCCUUCAAGCAAUUCUAGAUGAUCUCUCCGAUGAUUCAACAAACCUUCAACCCCCAUGCUUUGUCAGAUUGGAAUCACUGAGAGUGAAGAGCAAAUUAUUAGACCUAUUUGAUGGACAAAUCAUCAAAGUAUUGAAAUUCUUGCUUCAAAACACCCAAAUGGCCAGAGUUGAUAUCACAAAGAAUUAA
Sphenostylis stenocarpa is the source of this 1128-nucleotide messenger RNA. Lineage: Eukaryota; Viridiplantae; Streptophyta; Magnoliopsida; Fabales; Fabaceae. The record is from the annotation of a GenBank genome assembly.